UCAGUCGUUCAGCUAAAACAAAAACUCUUCAAAAUGUUCAAGUUGGUUGCUUUGUUCGCUAUCUUCGCCGUGGUCGCCGCCAAACCAGGUCUUCUUGCUAGCGCUCCAUUGAUCGCUUCGGUUCCAGCCGUCUCAUACGCUGCCCCAGCCACCGUUGCUUACGCCACCGCCCCAGUCUUGAAAACCAUUGUCGCCGCACCAGCUGUGUCCUAUGCCGCUCCAGCUGUCUCAUACGCUGCUGCUCCAGUCUUGAGAACUGUUGUCGCUCCUCCAAUCUCGUACGCUAGCACAUACUCAUACCGUGCCCCAGCUAUCGCCAGCUACGCCGCCACUCCAUUGGCCUACAACUCAUGGUAGAAACAUCCACUCUCUGAUGCAGACUAAAGCUUUAUCAUUUCAAAUCUGACUGAGUUUUCGAACUAAUCGCCGCAGAUUUUUAUUUUGAACACCGCAUUCUUUUGAUGUGGAUCAAAUGGUUAAACAACAAUAAA
Molecule: messenger RNA, 491 nt
Organism: Sitodiplosis mosellana (orange wheat blossom midge)
Lineage: Eukaryota; Metazoa; Arthropoda; Insecta; Diptera; Cecidomyiidae
Product: cuticle protein 16.5-like
Exons: 4
Coding region: 34-357 (107 amino acids)
Source: RefSeq, a predicted model, not a curated record